CAACUACCCAACAACUGAGAAAAACAAACCCUCAUUUUCCCUACUUUCUUCUAUCUUCCUCAUUCCUAGUUCCUUUUCUUAAACCCUGAACCCUAAUUAGCGCCCCUCCCACUCCUCCCACACCAUCCCUGUUUAUUUUCUCUCUCCUCAAAAGCUCUUAUACAACAACAAUGAGACCUCCGAGAGGCGGCGGUAGUUUCAGAGGCGCUCGAGGCGGUGGAGGGCGCGGCGACCGAGGCGGUCGCGGUGGCUUCGGCGGUCGUGGCGGUCGUGGUGGCGGAUUUGGUGGUCGUGGUGGCGGUGGUUUUCGCGACGAAGGACCACCUGCGGAAGUCAUCGAAAUUUCGACGUUUGUUCAUGCGUGUGAGGGAGAAGCAGUAACGAAGCUGACACAUGAGAAAAUACCAUACUUCAAUGCUCCUAUUUACUUGCAGAAUAAAACCCAAAUUGGCAAAGUUGAAGAAAUUUUUGGUCCUAUUAAUGAAUCUCUCUUUUCUGUUAAAAUGAUGGAAGGAAUUGUUGCUACUUCAUAUUCUCCGGGAGAUAAGUUUUACAUUGACCCUGCAAAGCUUCUGCCUUUGGCCAGAUUUCUUCCACAGCCUAAGGGGGCUGCUGGUGCAAGAGGAGGUGGUCGUGGUUUCGGUGGAGGCAGGGGUGGUCGUGGUGGUCGGGGUGGUGGUGGUGGUUUUAGAGGAAGGGGUGGUCCAAGCCGUGGAAGAGGUCCUCCAAGAGGCCGUGGUGGAUUUAGGGGGGGUAGAGGAGGAAGAUAUUAGACUAUUGCUUCUCGUUGACCGGGAUUUAUCCUUCUUUAAGUACCCUUGUAUUUGUUAGUAAAUGUCUGGGAUUCUGAUAUGUAAGUGAUUUUGGUUCAGUGGAUUAUUUAGUUCUCUAGUUGCGUUCGCAUUGUUUCUUUUUAGUAGUAUAAUAUCACUAAUCACAUGUAUGAUCUCAUAUUGCUGUUGUGUUUUGAUCCUUAAUUGUCGUAUGCAUGAGAAUAUGAAGCUAGGGCUUUUUCUUCACA
Beta vulgaris subsp. vulgaris (sugar beet) is the source of this 1021-nucleotide messenger RNA. RefSeq names its product putative H/ACA ribonucleoprotein complex subunit 1-like protein 1. Gene Ontology annotation, biological process: ribosome biogenesis; snoRNA guided rRNA pseudouridine synthesis. Gene Ontology annotation, molecular function: box H/ACA snoRNA binding. Bases 171 to 773 code for a protein of 200 amino acids. Gene Ontology annotation, cellular component: box H/ACA snoRNP complex. The record is from RefSeq and is a predicted model, not a curated record. The transcript has 4 exons. Lineage: Eukaryota; Viridiplantae; Streptophyta; Magnoliopsida; Caryophyllales; Amaranthaceae.